UCCUCAGUAUCGACAAACAUUUCACAAUUUUGAUAUUCAAAGCGAGGCUUGAAAUAAGCUGAAGUUAGUCCUGAUUGCAGAAUCGAGUCGUCCCGUGUCGUGUCAGUACAAAACUCAGAAGUGGAGUAGCGGGCGGGCGGGGAGAAAGCCCACAAUGAAGUUCGUCAUGUCAUUUUCCCUGUCGAAGAUAACUUCUCGAUAGAUCGUCUGGAUGCGAAGUAUGUUUACAAAUAUAACACAAAGGUGUUUGCAUUCUUCAAUACGAUCUCCCCUCGACAUCAACUCGAGCGCGUGUUAAAAUAGACGUGCGAGAGUGCGGCUUCAUUCACGGUGUCACAGCAGCCAAUUUUUGCAGCCGUAAUCCGUUCGCAUAUUACGCGUUUAUAUAGUGAAAACUUAUUUUCACAUCGUCUACCAGCAGCACGCUAAGAAUGAAAAUGUUGCUUUGAAACGAAGCAUUCGUUUUAAAUAAGUCUUCUUUAUCGUUUUCCAAUUUACCAACAAGUGCCAAAACUCUUUGCCACUAAUUUUGCGUUAAGGACAACGUCAACUGUCAUUCAUGCAAUCCUAAAAUCGUAAACAUGAACAUAGACGACGACAUUGAAGCUUCCCCUGAGUCCAACGUAGCUGGCCCUCGAGAUCUCGGACUUGUUGCAGUCCAUCGAGGAGUAGAUCCUUCAACUGGAAACGAAGAUGUAGAAGAAUAUCAUGUCAUUGAAGAUGAAGAAGAGCAGGAUGAAUCACAAAUUGAUAAUGAUGUAAAUAUCAAUGAAAACAUAGAGACCAGUAGUGCACCUGAUAGUCCUGAAUCAUCUGCAAUUCAUGAAUUUGACAUGACCCUACCUUCUUCUCAUUCUUAUUUAGGAAGUAAUUUACAAGAGUUAAGAGGACGUACUCUACUAGAUGAAGGGAUAUAUAUGAACCUCCCAUUACUUAUUAGAGAAUCUGUCGUCCUUUUUCCUGGCCAAAUUUUACCUUUGGCUAAAUUUGGACGAAGUGUUGUGGAGAUGCUCUUGAAAUGUAUCAGCGACAAUCGAACAUUUGGUGUGCUUUGCUAUCGAGAUGAUAAGUUGCAAACCAUAGGUACUACUGCUGAAAUAUAUCAGUAUAAUGAAGAAAAUUCUCCAGAAGGAUUUUGUAUAAAAGCUAUUGGAAGACAGAAAUUUGAAGUCUUAAGAAUCAUACAUGGUUUUCAAAAAGUUUCAGCAAAUGUUAAAAUUCUACCAGAAAUUGUUUUGCCAUCGCCAUUUGCUGAUUAUAGAUCUUUUUCUUUGGAUUUUCAAAGAGGUCAAUUCGACAAAAUAAAUAAUCAUAAAAAAGAAAAGAUUGAGAAAGUAGAAGCAAUGUUAACUCAUUGGCCUUCUUGGGUUUACAAACAGUUUGAUCCUCAAUCAUUAGCAAGUCAUAUAAAACAUCAUUUAACUCAUAUUGAAACAAGAGGAAGUCAUGCACCGGAUGAUCCAAUUGAAUUAUCAUAUUGGGUAGCUCAGAACUUGCCCCUUACCGAUGAUGAGAGGGUACUGCUUUUAAAAUUUGAUUGCGCCAUUUCAAGACUACAAUGGGAAUUGAAAUAUUUGACAAAAGACCGUUAUUUGGCAUGUUCCAAUUGUGGAAUACAAAUUGGAAAACAAUCAGAUGUAUUUCCAAUGAGUAAAGAAGGCCCACAGAAUACAUUUUGUAACUCUGGAGGAUUUGUACAUGAUACCAUUACUCUCUAUGAUGUUAGUAAUAUAAUUCUUAGUGGAGAACAGCCUUCAACAGAAUAUUCUUGGUUUCCUGGAUAUGCAUGGACCAUAGCUUAUUGCGAACGAUGCAAUGAUCACAAAGGAUGGUGUUUUGAAGCACAUAAUGAUAAAAGUUUAAGGCCUCAGUCAUUCUGGGGCUUAACGCGUAGAGGAUUGAAAUCUAUCAAAGGAGAUCUAAUUGAAGAUCUGUAUGAAUUAGACCCAGGCCUAGUAGUUCCUUCACUUCUUGAUACAUUGUUACGACAUUAAAAAAUAGACUGAAUCAUGAGUGACUAAGUUACAAUUUCUUGAUUUUUUACUUUUUAGGCCAACAUGUUAAGUUUAAUCUAUACUUAGAUAUUGAUAAAUUUUGUAGCAAUCUUAUUAUAUGUAAAAACGAGAUUUAUAUGUAAAAACUGUAUGAUAUAGAUGUUAAAAAAAUUCUCUUUAAUGAAAACAUAUACUGCUUGUGUAUUUGUUACUAAAAUAAUUUUUCAAACUUUUUUUAUAAUAAUUCAUGUAAAUAUAGCAAACAAAAAGUUAUAGGG
Molecule: messenger RNA, 2272 nt
Organism: Trichogramma pretiosum
Lineage: Eukaryota; Metazoa; Arthropoda; Insecta; Hymenoptera; Trichogrammatidae
Gene: ohgt
Product: protein cereblon
Exons: 7
Coding region: 582-1994 (470 amino acids)
Source: RefSeq, a predicted model, not a curated record